AUCAGUUCCAAUCACGACGAUCUGUUGUUGGUCAAAACUCAAAAGUCCACUUGCUCUGCUUUCUUUACUUGUUCUUUCUCAGUUUCACCCAUCUUUCACAUAGCUCAGCUUUGUUCAAGCUUUACUCCAACGAUACUCAGAUGAUCACCGGAUCAUUUAGCCCAUCUUCCAGCGAUCUGGUCAAUGAUGAAUCACAGAGACCUCGUGUUAUCACUCCUUUUCCUUCUCCUAAACUCACCGACUUGCCUAUGUUUCAAGAUGACCAUAAGGAGAGCUUGUACUGGGGAACUUAUCGCCCUCAGGUUUACUUCGGAGUUCGAGCCAGAACUCCUAAGUCCCUCGUUGCUGGCUUGAUGUGGCUCGUUACCAAAGAUGGGAAACAUGUUAUGAGGCAUUUCUGUGAAAACUCUGGCGAUCUUAAGUCUUUUGGCUGGAGAGAACACAAUGGAAGAGAUUUUGGGCGGCAAGAGCUGUUUGAACAAGAUAUGGUUUUGGAGACAAGUUUUGUCAAGUCUAAGGAGGGAAGCCUUGGUUAUGGAGGGGAUUGGUCAACUCGAAUCAAUGUUCAAAAUAUGUUGAAUGAUGAAGUAGAGAGAACCGUACAUCUCUUCUUCUAUCUAGCUGAUGAAGGUGGUAAUGGUCUGAAUUUAGGCAAAGAUGUAUUGGGGCUUAAAAGGAGUUCUGUCCUGGCUUCGGGUUCACGCCAAGAUGUAGGAAACUGGCAGAUGCACUUAAAAUCACAGAAUCAACUUGAAACACAUUAUUGCGGUUUUAAGACGCCUGACAUUGUCAAUCUGUCUGAUCUUGUUCAGCAAAAUCUUGUUGUUCAGGAAGGGAAGUCUGAACGACUUCAGCUCUCUGACACAUCAGAGGAUUCUUCAAACAUUUAUGUUUUUCAGAUUUCCACUACGACUCAAUCUACUAUAGAUAUUGCCUUUAUCUCUGGAAUAAGAGAAGAAACGUCCAACACGGAGAACCGUAUAAUGAGUCUUACAGGCUCGCCACUCUCUAGUCUACUUGAAGAAAAACAUAUAGCAUUUGAUGCAAAGUUCAAGGAAUGCUUCAACCUGUCUGAAAAGCUUGAUCUUGAAACUUUUGUGGUUGGUAAAGCUGCAAUUGGGAACAUGCUUGGUGGCAUUGGUUACUUCUAUGGUCAAUCAAAAAUUCAUGCUCCUAGAAGUACUCUGGCUAAAAGUGAGGAUGAUUUCUUGCUAUACUGGCCAGCUGAGCUGUACACAGCAGUUCCAAGCCGGCCUGUGUUUCCUAGGGGAUUUUUGUGGGAUGAAGGCUUCCAUCAACUGUUGAUCUGGCGCUGGGAUGUCCAGAUAACGUUGGAAAUUGUUGGAAACUGGUUAGAUCUAAUGAAUAUUGAUGGAUGGAUUCCUCGUGAGCAAAUUUUGGGAGAUGAAGCUCUGAGUAAGAUUCCAAAGCAGUACGUUCUUCAGCUCCCAAGUAAUGGCAAUCCACCUACACUACUUUUGGUGAUACGCGAUUUGAUCGAUGGUAUACGAGCAGAGAAAUUUAACAAGGCAGAAAGAGACGAAAUCUUGUCAUUCCUUGACAGGGCUUUUGUACGGCUAGAUGCAUGGUUUAAAUGGUUCAACACUUCCCAAAUAGGGAAGGAGAACGGAAGUUAUUAUUGGCAUGGCAGAGACAAUAUAACAAAUAGGCAACUAAACCCUCAGUCUCUUUCCUCUGGUUUGGAUGAUUAUCCACGGGCUUCACACCCAAAUGAAGAUGAGAGGCAUGUUGACCUUAGAUGCUGGAUGUAUCUUGCAGCAGAUUGCAUGAACUCCAUCCAAGAGUUUAUGGGGAAAAAAGAAACACUUGUGACGGAGGAUUAUAGCUCUAUUUCCAAGCUGCUUUCAGAUUUCACUCUUCUGAAUCAGAUGCACUAUGAUCAUGACCAUGGGGCUUACCUUGACUUUGGUAAUCAUACAGAAGACGUUCGGUUAAUCUGGAAAGAGGUAACUGGAGAAGAUGGUCGUUUAUCUCGAGAGUUUGUAAGGGAGACAUUUGGGAAGCCAGAGCCAAGAUUGGUUCCUCACAUUGGUUACGUCAGCUUCUUUCCCUUCAUGUUUAGAAUUAUCCCAGCUGAUUCUACAAUCCUUGACAAACAACUCGAUCUCAUCUCAAACAGGAGCAUUGUAUGGAGUGACUAUGGAUUACUUUCACUUGCCAAAACUAGUUCUUUGUACAUGAAGUAUAACACUGAAGACGAAGCACCAUAUUGGAGAGGUGCAAUAUGGAUGAAUAUGAAUUACAUGAUUCUUUCUUCCCUGCACCAUUACUCUAAAGUGGAUGGACCUUACAGCAGUAAGGCAAGAACAAUUUAUGAGGAACUAAGGAUCAAUCUAAUUAGGAACGUGGUUAGAAACUAUAACCAGACUGGUUAUAUCUGGGAACAUUAUGAUCAAACAAAAGGAACUGGAGAAGGUGCACGUGUCUUUACCGGUUGGUCUGCACUGAUCCUCUUAAUCAUGUCUGAAGAAUACCCUCUAUUUUAGAAACCCCGUUUUGAUGACCAACAUUUGUAACCUCGAACAUCAAAUCUAUCCUCGUGUGUUUGUGAACAAAAUAAGGCAGUCUCUUCCAAAGAUUUUAAUGAAAAAGCAAUCACAAUACAUCAAGAUUUAUAGCUCA
Capsella rubella is the source of this 2643-nucleotide messenger RNA. RefSeq names its product alpha-glucosidase 2. Gene Ontology annotation, cellular component: endoplasmic reticulum membrane. Gene Ontology annotation, molecular function: Glc3Man9GlcNAc2 oligosaccharide glucosidase activity. The transcript is spliced from 21 exons. The coding region runs from base 141 to 2507 and encodes 788 amino acids. The record is from RefSeq and is a predicted model, not a curated record. Gene Ontology annotation, biological process: oligosaccharide metabolic process; protein N-linked glycosylation. Lineage: Eukaryota; Viridiplantae; Streptophyta; Magnoliopsida; Brassicales; Brassicaceae.